This is a messenger RNA of Salvia splendens (bonfire salvia), 2221 nucleotides long. Its product is annotated as receptor kinase-like protein Xa21. Gene Ontology annotation, biological process: protein phosphorylation. Gene Ontology annotation, molecular function: protein binding; protein kinase activity; ATP binding. The transcript has 2 exons. Lineage: Eukaryota; Viridiplantae; Streptophyta; Magnoliopsida; Lamiales; Lamiaceae. The record is from RefSeq and is a predicted model, not a curated record. Bases 30 to 2147 code for a protein of 705 amino acids.
CAGUAGCUAAUAACAGUUUCACCGGAAAUAUGAUAGAUUUAACUAGGUUUUCAGCUCUUCAAAUUCUUUUGGCUCAAUUUAACCAUUUCAAUGGAGAUGUACGUAAUAUUUUAUCAUCGCUGACAAAUUGCACCAACCUUCAAACUUUGACGUUGGGUAAUAACCAUUUCACUGGUUCGUUGCCAGAUUCCAUUGGCAAUCUUUCUAAUCACUUGUCGUUCUUAUCCCUUCAUACAAAUCAGUUGAGUGGAAGCAUUCCAUCUAGUAUAGGAAACCUUGUUGGUCUCACUAGUUUGGGAGCUUUUAGCAAUAAUCUACGAGGUCCAAUUCCUUCAUCCAUUGGAAAACUUCAUAAGUUGCAAGAAAUAUAUUUCGCUGAAAAUAGACUGACAAAUGAGAUACCAUUUUCAUUAGGCAACUUGACUUUGUUGAACAAUCUCUACUUGGAAAAAAACAAUCUUUCUGGGAGUAUACCUCAUAGUCUUGGCAACUGUACCAACUUGUUAGCGUUAGAACUUUCAGAAAACAAUCUCAGUGGCUCAAUACCUUCCGAAAUCAUUAAACUUUCCUCCAUCUCUGUUGAACUUGGCCUAUCUGACAACGUUUUGACUGGUACUAUUCCAUCAGAAGUCGGGGCUUUGAGAAAUCUUGGGUACAUGGACUUGUCCCACAAUAGAUUAUCCGGAACCAUACCGCCUUCUUUGGAGAGUUGUGUGACGCUCAGUAUGCUUUACCUAGAUGGAAAUUCUCUUCAGGGUGAGAUACCUGACAGUCUCUAUGCUCUGAGAGGUUUAGAAUAUUUGGAUAUUUCGCAGAAUAAUCUCUCAGGGAUGAUUCCAAGAUUUCUUGUCCAGCUUCGGCUGCUGUAUCUCAACCUUUCUUUCAAUGAGUUGCAAGGUGAAGUCCCAACUCUCGGAGUUUUCCAAAAUGAGAGUGCAAUCUCACUUGAAGGAAACCAAGGCUUGUGUGGUGGAAUUGCAAGCCUAAACCUACCUUCUUGUCCAUCAUCACCAAAAUCCAACAAGAAAAGUUUUGGGAAAAUCUUGAUCCCAACUAUUGUCGGAGCCAUAUGCCUAGCGCUUGCAGUGUGCUUAUGUGUGAUCAUUAUCUACAAGAGACGCGCACAUCUAAUUGUUGGAACCCCGACAUUCCAAGGGCCAGACUUUUUGAGGCUAUCUUAUGCUGAUCUCUUGAGUGCCACAGAAGGAUUCUCAGAGACAAACCUACUUGGUAUAGGGAGAUUUGGAUCCGUAUACAAAGGAACUAUCAAUGGUGAUGAUGAGCAGCAGACAGAUUUAGCAGUGAAGGUGCUAGAUCUUAGAGUAAGAGGAGCUUGUAAGAGUUUGGCAUCAGAAUGCAAUGCAUUGAGAGGCAUACGACACAGAAACUUGCUCAAGAUUGUGAGUGUAUGUGACAGCACUGAUUUUCAAGGGAAUGAUUUCAAGGCAUUGGUGUACGAAUUAGUUUCCAACGGAAGCCUCGAGAACUGGCUACAUUCUGAGGGUGAAGGCAGGAGAAAUCUUAGUGCUAUUCAGAGACUCAAUAUUGCAAUUGAUAUUGCAUCUGCAGUCGAGUACUUGCAUUGUGGUACUAACUCCAUAGUUAUUCAUGGAGAUUUAAAGCCGAGUAACAUUCUCUUGGAUCAAGACAUGGUCGCCAAAGUUGGUGAUUUUGGUUUAGCCAAAAUUGUUUCAAGCAUUUCACAGAGCUUGCCAUCUACAGAAGGAAGCAGUUCAUCAGCAAUAAAGGGUACAAUAGGCUACAUUGCUCCAGAGUAUGGCAUGAGCCUCGUUGCAUCAAUGCAAGGGGAUGUAUACAGUUACGGAGUUCUAGUGCUAGAGAUGUUCACAAACAGAAGACCAACAAGUGAUGCAUUUGAAGGGUGCCUAGAUCUCCAAGACUUCGUUAGCACGGCUUUAACGGACCAUGUAAUGGAAGUAGUGGAUCCAUUUCUUCAUCAAGAACUUAAUGUAGAUGAAAAGUAUUGGGAGUGCAUUGUUUCAAUUUUGAGGAUUGGAGUGAGAUGCUCCAAGCAACUUCCAAGAGAUCGCAUGUCGAUGACAGAGGUUGUUAAUGACUUGAAAAAGAUAAAAAAAGUGUUUCCAGUUUGUAAAAAUGGAAGAAAUGUUGCUUCGUUACAACAUUGAAAUAGUUGUUCAUUUCUAUCCGUUGGCAACAUUUUCAGUUGUAAUUGUUAGGCAAUGCUCCUGUUUGUUGUAAA